UAUUAGCUAUUAUAUGGGGUUUAGAGCCUAGACCACUUGCAUCACUAAAGAUAAAUUAAUAAAAAAAAUUGUUGAGUCAAUAUAACAAUGAUGCACUUUUGUUUUUAAUGUAAUAAUGAAUUCUAUUUCUAGGAUGGUGAUUUAUGGCUUGUUUGGAGUUUCAAAUGGUGGUAAAGAAGGAAGAUUAUGCAACUAUAUGGGUGCCAAAAAUAUGCGUUUUCCAAGAGCUGAGGUUGUGGAUCGAAUUGGCAAGGAGCAUUGCAAAGUUAAUUUGCAAGAGGGUUGAUCUCUGCCAUCAGUCAGAUGAUGAAGAUGAGGAAGAUGAAGAAAGCAGUGCUGAGGAAUCUUUGCUAGAGAAGACAUUUAAUGAAUGGAAUUCAUUAAAUGCAGAUAAUCAUAAUCACAGAAGAUGUUUACCUUUCCGAUUGAUUCAUGUUCGAAGCCGCCAAAAAAUUGUUAUUUUGGCAACUCUUCCAGUUAUUGUAAUAAUGUUGGCUUGUGCUGUUAUAAUCUGGAUUAGGAUGGGAAAAAACCCUAUUGAUUCUACAGUGGUGGCUCGGGUAUAUGUAGAGGUUUUUGCAGGAGCAAUGCUUUUAUUUGCUGGAGCACUAGCUUGUUAUGGCGGUGUGUUUUGCUUUAAUGGGCAUUGGCAGCUCAUUUCAUGCUCAAGAAACUGCCGUGAGUGGGUAAUUGGAGAGUCGAGUGUGGUAAAUACUGUUCUUUUCCUGUGUACUGUGUUAUGUUUGGGGUCAUUUGGGACAUGUUACUUUCUGAUUCUUUUGAGAUCUGCAUGUAAAAGCCUCAACUUAUCUAUUUGCAUACAUUUGUUGAAAACAUCAGGUUCUGGCCUUCGGGUACUGUGUGACUUCAGGCCAUCAACUAUAGAGGUUAACAUAACAAUAAAGCUUUUACUUGUGUUGCUGUUCUCGACAGUGAAGUUUUGUUGUCUCAGUUCACGUUUUGGUGGCAUGAUAGACAUGGAAUCUGUCGAGGACGUGGCUAAUAUUUCUAAUGUGUCUAGGAUUACUACCCAUUCUUUGCAACUGUACAGUCAUUGCUAACCACUGGACCGUCUCCCUGCAACUGUACAUUGAUUGCAACUGUUGUUUAUUUCUUUGUGUUGAAAGUAGUAACUUUUAACUAUGUUGAAUAUUUAAGACUCCUUGAAUACUUAAAGAACAUUUUGUUGUUGAUGACAGUGUUGAAUGUUUUAAACUAAUUUGUGGAUUGUUAAUACAAUGUUGAAUGUUCUUACUUUU
This is a messenger RNA of Humulus lupulus (European hop), 1259 nucleotides long. RefSeq lists its product as uncharacterized. The record is from RefSeq and is a predicted model, not a curated record. The transcript is spliced from 6 exons. The coding region runs from base 144 to 1061 and encodes 305 amino acids. NCBI's taxonomy places the organism in Eukaryota, Viridiplantae, Streptophyta, Magnoliopsida, Rosales, Cannabaceae.